AUGGCCGACAAUGGAGCAGGAACGGUCCAGACGGACCUCAUCACCUUGACCAGAUUCAUUCUACAAGAACAACAAAAAGUUGGACCCAAGGCCACAGGUGAACUCACUUUGUUGCUGAAUGCUCUGCAAUUCGCCUUCAAAUUUAUAGCACACACCAUUCGCCGUGCCGAGCUGGUGAACCUGAUUGGACUGGCUGGUGUUCAGAAUGCCACCGGCGAUGACCAGAAGAAGCUGGAUGUGAUCGGAGACGAGAUCUUCAUCAAUGCCAUGAAAGCGAGUGGAAAUGUGAAGCUUUUGGUCUCGGAGGAGCAGGAGGACCUGAUCGUGUUUGAGUCCAGCAAUGGUAAUUACGCAGUUGUCUGCGAUCCCAUUGACGGAAGUUCCAACCUGGAUGCGGGUGUUUCUGUCGGAACCAUUUUCGGUGUCUAUAGGCUUCUUCCCGGCUCUUCCGGCACUAUCAAGGAUGUUCUCAGAUCAGGAACCGAGAUGGUGAGCGCCGGUUACACCAUGUAUGGUGCUUCUGCCCAUUUGAUGCUUACCACCGGUCAUGGUGUCAACGGUUUCACUCUUGACACCCAUUUGGGAGAGUUCAUUCUGACUUACCCAGAUCUGAGGAUCCCCCAUUCCAGGGCAAUUUACUCCGUCAACGAGGGAAACUCGUUCUAUUGGUCAGACGAAAUCAAGGCAUACCUCGCAUCUCUCAAGGAACCCCAGUCAAAUGGAAAACCCUAUUCUGCAAGGUAUAUCGGAUCCAUGGUGGCUGAUGUCCAUCGUACCCUGCUUUAUGGUGGUAUCUUCGGUUACCCGGGUGAUUCGAAGUCCAAGAACGGAAAACUGAGAGUGCUCUAUGAAUGCUUUCCAAUGGCAUUUUUGCUGGAACAAGCUGGUGGGUUGGCAGUUAACGAUCGUGGAGAACAGAUCUCCCACAUAGUUCCCAAGCAGAUACACGAGAGAAGUGGUAUCUGGCUAGGAUCAAAGGGCGAGAUCGAGAAGCUUCUGACGUUUAUCAAGCCAUGA
Kuraishia capsulata CBS 1993 is the source of this 1017-nucleotide messenger RNA. RefSeq lists its product as uncharacterized. The transcript has a single exon. Gene Ontology annotation, molecular function: fructose 1,6-bisphosphate 1-phosphatase activity. Lineage: Eukaryota; Fungi; Ascomycota; Pichiomycetes; Pichiales; Pichiaceae. Gene Ontology annotation, cellular component: cytosol; cytoplasm. Bases 1 to 1017 code for a protein of 338 amino acids. Gene Ontology annotation, biological process: fructose 1,6-bisphosphate metabolic process; sucrose biosynthetic process; fructose metabolic process. The record is from RefSeq and is a predicted model, not a curated record.